AGCAAGUGCACGGUGUGUAGCCUACACAGUGUAGGUACCUUCUACCUGUCUCUGUAUUUAGUUAAAAGGUAUCGCAACACCAAAGUCGCGGUUUUUAUUUACAAACAAAUCAAUGUGCGAACCUUAGUGAUCAGUGUUUUAAGUUUAAAAAAAAAUCAACCAGAAAAUAUUUACUGUGAUAUUUUUAAAUAAUUGUUUUAUUAGUUUGUGCAUUACUCAGGAAAUUGUAUUAUUUAUAUUUUUUAAAAGAUGGCAAGCAAAAUUUGGUCAGCACUCGUAAGACGAAAGACACAGGAAGACCAGGAAAGCAAACUGGACAGGUGCUUGUCGCUUCUGGAUCUUACUGCUCUGGGGGUGGGUGGCACUCUCGGUUUGGGGGUGUACGUGUUGGCGGGGGCGGUAGCAAAAACAGUGGCUGGACCGGCUGUUUGCAUAUCGUUUUUAAUUGCAGCCAUUGCUUCUGCAGUAGCAGGUGUAUGUUAUGCCGAAUUUGCCGCAAGGGUGCCAAAAGCAGGGUCUGCUUAUGUCUACAGUUACGUUAGUGUAGGAGAAUUCGUAGCCUAUAUUAUAGGUUGGAAUCUUAUUUUGGAAUAUGUAAUUGGCACAGCUAGUGUUGCGAGAGGUUUAAGUAACUACAUAGAUUCUCUUGCAAAUCACGCCAUAAGGGACACCCUAACAGAAUGGAUUCCAAUGAAUGUUAGUUUUUUGUCGGAAUAUCCUGAUUUUCUAUCUUUCUUCUUCGUUUUGUUAUUAACAGGACUUCUCUCUGCAGGCGUAAGAGAAUCAUCAAUUUUAAACAACAUAUUUACAGUAUUAAAUUUAUUAACGGUGGGCAUUGUUAUUGUUGCUGGGUCCAUUAAAGCAAAUACGUUUAACUGGAACAUCCCAAAAGAAAAAAUCCCAGCAAACUUCCAGAGUAUCGCUGGAAAUGGCGGUUUUAUGCCGUUCGGAUUUUCCGGAGUCAUGCAAGGAGCAGCAAAAUGUUUCUACGGUUUUGUUGGCUUUGAUGCAGUGGCUACUACAGGCGAAGAGGCCAAAAAUCCACAAAAGAACAUUCCUUGGGCCAUUGUCACUUCGUUGGCAAUUAUUUUCGCCGCCUACUUUGGCAUUUCAACCGUCUUGACUCUUAUGCUUCCCUAUUAUGAACAGGAUGCUGAUGCUCCAUUCCCAAUGGCUUUCGAAAAAGUGGAAUGGUACACCAUAAAAUGGAUCGUAACGUCAGGUGCUGUUUUCGCGCUGUGUACCAGUAUGUUGGGCGCAAUGUUUCCUUUACCUAGGGUCAUUUAUGCCAUGGCCAAUGACGGUGUCAUCUUCAAGAGUCUAGCGAAAAUUAACCCCAAAACACAAACACCUGUUUAUGCGUCAGUUUUAUCCGGAAUUUUUUCAGGGAUCAUGGCUGCUUUGUUUAAUUUAAAUCAACUGAUCGAUAUGAUGUCGAUAGGAACUUUAUUGGCCUAUACAAUUGUGGCUGUCUGUGUUCUUAUUUUGAGAUACCAACCCGAUGAAGCAAAGAGCUACCCAGGAUUAGAAUCCAAAGAUGAUUUUAUGUCCAUUAAAACAAUAUUCAAUUUAAACAACAAUAAAUAUCCAAAUAUGUCGACUUCAAAAAUUACUAAUUGGACUAUUUGCAUUUAUAGUGUUUUCACUGGGUUUGUCUGCGCAAUGAUAAUUAAUUUAUUAGAUGAAAUACAAAAACCAAACUAUGUUUUGUUCCUAUUCGUUAUUGCCGUCGUUGGAAUGGUUGUGUCUUUUAUAAUUAUUCUUCGACAACCUGUCGAAAAUUGUGAUUUCCUAACAUUUAAGGUUCCUUUGGUGCCAUUUAUACCUUGCCUUAGCGUGAUAUUCAACUUAUACCUCAUGUUAGAAUUGGAUUUGGAAACCUGGAUUAGAUUUGUUGGCUGGCUUAUUAUUGGAUUUAUUAUUUACUUUUGCUAUGGAAUAAGGAACAGCGCAGAAGGAGAAAAAAUAAAAAAAUCCGAAAUUAAGAAACAGUCAAAAUCGCCAGAAAAGGAAGUGACACGAUUUUAAUUUAACUUGUAAAUAAAUUAAUUUAUUUUUUUGUAUGUAUUUUAUACGUUUUAAAAAACCUGACCAACAAAUUAAUUAAUGUCAAUGAUAUAUGUGAUAGCUUUACCGAUAUUUUUAUUACAAAACAAAAGUAUUUUAUUACCUAAAGAUUUUAUAAAAUAAAUUUAGUUUUUAAUUUUA
Brassicogethes aeneus is the source of this 2208-nucleotide messenger RNA. Lineage: Eukaryota; Metazoa; Arthropoda; Insecta; Coleoptera; Nitidulidae. The record is from the annotation of a GenBank genome assembly.